GAAAAGAACAUAACUAGUCAUUUAGAUUAAGCAAUGUCAAAAGAAAGCUAUCACUUAAUCAACAUGUUACAAGUGCACGUCGACUGAGACUAUCCGGUAGAGCAGGUUGUUUAGGAUUAUCCUCAAAAGAAUGACGCAAAAGACACUAACUCAAACAGGAAGUAACUCCAUGGCUGUAUUGUCAGUAUUCUCAAGACUUUGUACAGGCUAUCUAGAAUACUCCUAAUUUAUACAAGGAGGCUUAUGCGCAGAAUAAUCAGGUGUUCAAGGUUAACUGCAGGAGAGCCAAAUAGCUGAAGCCUGUAAGAGGAGCCACCAAUGGAAUUUGCUUGUAAAUGUAUCUAUGUUCCACCAUCAGCCAGUCAGAAAGAAGCCCAAAAACCAAAUCCACAUGUCUUUAAACGUUCAGCCCUCCUGCCUCCUGUCAACAAAGUUCGUCCACGCACCCCGCCCCCCCCUCCCCCUUCAGCGGCCUCCACAGAACUCAAACCCCCCCUAGCCCCCCAUCCAGCAACCGGCACAAAGACCGAGAAUGGGAUAAAAGGCUCAAGCCCCUCCCCCCUGUAUGAGAAUACUGCCUUUCAUCUCAACCCUGGCACACCCCGGCCACAACAGUCCACGCCGACUCGUAGGACAGCACUUCUACCACCAACCAUGAGAGCAUCACAGACAAACGCCCAAUCACAACCCACUAGCACUGAGCCAAUCUUGACGUCUAAUUUCCCUGGCUGCGGUCCAAGCAAUGACGUCUCAGGGGAAGACCCGUGUGAUCCAGAAUACACCUACAUUAUGUCAGAGGGUGGCGAGGAGGACCUGAGGCCGCCGACAACGUCUGGUUCCUCUACACCUCCGCCGCUCCCACCUAGACCAUGGUUCUUAAAUUUGAUCCCAGAUUACAUGGUUGUGUUACCUUCCACUGCUCCAUCCCCCUCCUCCUCUUCCUCCUCUUCCUCCUCUAGUAAACCACCACUGGCUCCUCAGCAAGACCUGGGUAAAGUAGAUACAGGACCACUUCUGGGGAAUCCCAAUGUGAUCCUUAUCAGUUUGGGAAGACUGCUCUCAGAGGAAAACGUGCUCACUCUCCAGGGAGAGCCCACCUCCUGCUCUCAGUGUGGAUCUGUGCUGGAGUCCUGCUAUGACAAUGUGGUGGAGAGGUGUUAUUACUGUCAGUCAUGGGAGCCAGCGUCACCCCCUUCCCUCUCUGACUCCCUCCCGCUUCCGCCUCCGCCUCUCCUUCCCCCAAACGGCUGCAAGGACAGCCUCUUCCUCCUGUCCCCUGACGACAGGACCGUGUCGCCUGACGAUGCCCUGCUCAUCUUCUGCAUAGACAUCUCUGGCUCCAUGAGCAUGACCUGCCAGGUGUUUGAAGGACACCAUGUCGUCUACAAGUCAAGACUUCAGUGUGUUCAGGAAGCGGUGAUGCAGAGUGUUCAGAAACUGAGUUGGGCUCGACCUCACACGCGUGUGGGACUCAUCACCUUCAACAACCAGGUGACUCUGCAUGGAUAUGAGAAGAUCAGCUCACGUUUUCUGUGGGGAGCUGAGCUGGUGGACAGCGAGUAUCUAAAGGAGGCUGCCUUCAGCUUUCCCAGCCCACCUCCCCUCUCCAGGACCAGGGACGACCUACAGAGAGAGGUCCUGGGAUUGGUAGAGAGUGGAGCCACAGCUCUUGGCCCUGCUGCUGUCCUGGCCAUUGCAAUGGCUUCUCGACAUCCAGGUUCAAAGGUUAUAAUCUGUACUGACGGGAAAGCCAACACAGGGCUGGGUAAUCUUGAAGUGGAAGACAGCGAUGCCCGCGCUCUUCUGUCCUCCAUCAUCUUCUACCAAGACCUGGGAGAGUAUGCGGCCUGCCAGGGGGUGACGGUGUCAGUGUUGUCCAUGGAGGGUACAGACUGCAGGCUGGAUGAGCUGGGGAGACUGGCAGACCGCACUGGGGGAGACGUGGUGAUAGCAAGCCCGCAUCAACUGCACACUGUGUUUGAGGACAUCAUCGAGAACAGGGCCAUAGCCACUCACUGUAGUGUUGCUUUGCUACUCCCAAAGGCACUACGUGUUAAAGGAGAGAAACAAGCAGGACACCGAGGGACCAAAGAAGUUGGGAACGUGGUGUCCGACACAGAAAUUACCUUCCAGUUUGGUGCCAGGGAUCUCCAGUCAAGAGAACAGAAGGUGUCAGGCCUGGCCCCUGGCAGCUAUGUGUCCAUCCAACUGCAGGUCAGUUACAGAAAGAUGGAUGGACAGAGUAUGCUCAGAGUUCUGACUGUUGACAGAGAAGUGACUGAUGACAGUGUGACAGUCCUCUCCUCCUUAUCCUGUGAAAUCAUCCAGCUCAACUCGUCCCAGGCUAGCGCUGCCCUGGCUGUGAGGGGCCGCUUCCUGGAGGCCAGGAGAGAGGGGGAGGUGCAGAGGAAACUGUUAGAGAGAUCCCUAGAGCAUAAUCGCAGUGUGGAGGACAGCGAGAUUUACAAGGCAUGGGUAAAAACCAUGGAUCCUAUAAACAACAGUAUACACAACUACACAAGGAAACAGUCUGUACUCUCCGACUCACAGACCCUAACAGACCAGGGUGCAGAACUUCUCUUCAGAAUGAAGAACACCAACCGAGGGUCCUUGUCGCUGCAGAACUAGCACAAAGCAUGAAUGGUGGCCACACAAGUUUUCUGUUUGGUUUCUUGUCCGAAUGCAGUGAAUUAUGAGGGAUUGGCUUCUACUCACAGGCAAUGAAGAUGGACAUACCAACACUGCACAUGUAACCUUAGCUUUAAGUAUCAACUGUAAAUAUUGGACUCUGUACUGUAAAUACAACUAUUCUUGAAACGGA
Molecule: messenger RNA, 2821 nt
Organism: Osmerus eperlanus (European smelt)
Lineage: Eukaryota; Metazoa; Chordata; Actinopteri; Osmeriformes; Osmeridae
Product: circularly permutated Ras protein 1
Exons: 22
Coding region: 319-2628 (769 amino acids)
Biological process (GO): COPII-coated vesicle cargo loading
Cellular component (GO): endoplasmic reticulum exit site; COPII vesicle coat
Molecular function (GO): SNARE binding; zinc ion binding
Source: RefSeq, a predicted model, not a curated record